Messenger RNA from Trichoderma citrinoviride, 732 nucleotides. RefSeq lists its product as hypothetical. The coding region runs from base 1 to 732 and encodes 243 amino acids. Lineage: Eukaryota; Fungi; Ascomycota; Sordariomycetes; Hypocreales; Hypocreaceae. The transcript is spliced from 3 exons. The record is from RefSeq and is a predicted model, not a curated record.
AUGACUUCCUUCGGCAACGUCCGAUGCGGCGAGGUCCCCUCCCUCCACGCCCUCACCGUCUCUCCCAACGUCCUCGGAUCACACACCAUCCCCCCGACCGCAACACUCGUCCGCUACAUCACUGUCCCGCCCACCGGCCCCGACGUCUACGUCAUGGAGGUUGCCAGCGCCCCGAACGUGCAGUUCCUGUUCAACUUCUGGCGUCCCAGGGCCGCACUCGACUGCUUGACUGCGGAUUUACGCGACACGCCCGCCGGCCGUGCUGCUGCUAUGGGCUCGUUCACCGAAGCGUGCAGGACGUCGGACUACCAUGGCACCGUCCCAGAACUCCACGCCCUCCGCCUCUUCCCCUCCCUCCUCAGGCCCAACACCAUCCCCGACAACGCAACACUCAGACGAGAAAUCAAGAUCUCGUCCACUAGUCCCACAAUGCACGUUCACGAAACAGCUAGCAUCGGCGACGAGCUGUACAUCUUCUUCUACCCCUGGACCAGUAGGGGCUUUGGCUACUUGUUCAGGGAGAUGAGCCCUAGCAAUGACAGAUCGUACCUUGACUUGGUGCGUGCGGCGCUGGACAAUCCGACGGGGUUCAUGAACUUGCAGGGUGUUACGGUGUUGAGGGAGUCUCGUAACAUGAUGGCGUAUCAUGUGGCUAGCUGCUAUUUCACGAAGGAGAAUCUGGAGGAUGAUUAUGCGGCAUCGUCAAGCCAAGUCCUUCCAACUGCGCCUUGA